Siniperca chuatsi (mandarin fish) is the source of this 4230-nucleotide messenger RNA. RefSeq names its product prohibitin-2-like. NCBI's taxonomy places the organism in Eukaryota, Metazoa, Chordata, Actinopteri, Centrarchiformes, Sinipercidae. Gene Ontology annotation, cellular component: mitochondrion; membrane. The transcript is spliced from 10 exons. The record is from RefSeq and is a predicted model, not a curated record. Gene Ontology annotation, biological process: mitochondrion organization. Bases 73 to 981 code for a protein of 302 amino acids.
UGGGUUUCUUCUUCACCCUUUUUUUUUUUUUUUUUUUUUUUUUUCACCCCCUAGCAGACGCAGAGGACGAGCAUGGCGAAUAAUAAAGAGCCCGGUGGUUUUCUGCAGCAGCUGCGGCAGAUAGCAGGCAGGAUGUCAUCAGGACCUCGGGGUGCAGGAGUCGGCAUCAAACUGCUGAUCGGCGCUGGAGCUCUGGCUUAUGGAGUGAAGGAAGCAACAUACACAGUUGAAGGAGGACAGAGAGCGAUCAUCUUCAACAGGAUCGGAGGGAUGCAGAUGGACACUGUUCUUUCUGAGGGACUCCACUUCAGGAUACCUUGGAUCCAGUAUCCCAUCAUCUACGACAUCAGAGCCAAACCCAGAAAGAUCUCCUCACUCACUGGAAGCAAAGACCUUCAGAUGGUGAACAUCGCGGUGCGAGUUCUGUCCCGGCCGCUGGCGUCCAACCUGCCCGCCCUCUACCAGCAGCUGGGACAAGACUACGACGAGCGCGUCCUGCCCUCCAUCGUCAACGAGGUGCUGAAGAGCGUGGUCGCCAAGUUCAAUGCUUCGCAGCUCAUCACUCAGAGAGCACAGGUUUCCCUGCUGAUCCGCAGAGAGCUGUUUGAGCGGGCGAAAGACUUCAACAUCAUCCUGGACGACGUGGCCAUCACCGAGCUCAGCUUCAGCCGAGAGUACACCGCCGCCGUCGAGGCCAAACAAGUCGCCCAGCAGGAGGCGCAGCGAGCUCAGUUUUAUGUAGAAAAGGCCAAACAGGACCAGAGACAGAAGAUCAUCCAGGCCGAGGGAGAAGCUGAGGCUGCCAAGAUGCUGGGCGAGGCCGUGACGAAGAACCCAGGCUACCUGAAACUCAGGAAGAUCCGGGCGGCGCAGAGCAUCGCCAAGACGAUGGCACAGUCCCAAAACAAAGUGUACCUGAGCGCGGACAGCCUGGUGCUCAACCUGCAGGACAGAGACAGCUACAAUUUGUUGCUGAAGUAAGAAGACAUCUCCCUCCGUCGGUUUGUCGUCAUUCCUUCUGGUCCACUUCUACAGAAAGAACCCCCAUUUCUCACCUCUCUACAUCAGGUUUUCAGUCUGAUCCAGGUUCACCUGUGAAUCUGCCACAGUUACGGGCCACGUUACGUCAUCCAGCAGCUGCUCCAGCUGUUUCACCACUGGUUUUAUUUUGAAGGGUCCCUCUGGUGUUGGUAAAAGUCUUCAGUUUUGUUCCGCUUCUCUUUCAUCAUCAUCAUCUGUAGACGUUUUAAUCGCCUUUUUGCUUUGUCGGAAUCAGAAAAAACAUUUUAUUUGUGAAUUUGAAGAAGUUCCCCUCUGAGAAGUCCAACUUCCUGUAAGGUCACGUUAAGCCUUUCAACCUGGGACGAUAAUUUAUCUACAUGAAGAUCAGUCCACAGUUUGUUUUCUGUUAAGACUUUUUCAGUUAGUUACAUCAAACGCAGGAUACUGAGAGGACUUAAAAUGAAAAUCACCGGUUUUCCUGAAUGAAAUGUGAAAGAUUUGACAUUUACCAGCACGAGAGGAAUCUUUUAAGUGUCAGUUCUCCAAAAAUCACACAAAAAUAAACCAUUAACAUUACUGGUGUCUUCACACAGACUGUUGUGGCCACUGUUUGGGGUCGGGAGAGCAAUAUAGACUUGAACGAGGUCGGGGGAGAAAGUAAUAAUAUUAUGAGAGUACAGUAGUUAUAUUACCAGAAUUCUUCUCACUAUGUAUGCCUUUUUUCUUAAAAUAGUUUGACUUUUUUCCUGUAAACCUCAGACUGCCCGCUAACUUUGGCCCGAAUACUCGGUGCGUUAUCUGUACAUGCAGAUAGUUUAAGAUAUCUGCUGCUGAGAUUUCUGCUACAGCAGAAGUGAAGCCGUAGAGCUGCCGCUACGAUUAAUCUACUGAUUAUUUUGUUGAUUAAGUGGUUAUUGUUUGGUCUAAUAAAUGUCAGCGAUUAGUUGGGGGGGGAAAAAGCCUGUUCCCAGAGUCCGUGGUGAUGACUUUAAUUGUCUUGUUUUGUCCAAAACUCAAAAAUAUUUAGUUUCCCGUCACAGAAAACUAAGAACACCAGCAAAUAAUCACAAUUGAGAAGCUGGAAUUGGGGAUUUAUUGCAAUUUUUCCUUUUAAAAAAAACAAACAAUUUUAACAAUUAAUCCAUUAUCUAAAUUGUUGCUUCAAAGGUCCAGUGUGGAGGAUUUAGUGGCAUCUAGUGGUGAAAUUACAGACUGCAGCCAUGUGAACACCGCUCGCCUCGCCCUCCCCUUCCAAGCGUCACGAAAAACGCCAAAGGCCCGCUCUAGAGCCGGUGUUUGGUUUGUCCGUUCUGGGCUACUGUAGAAACAUGGCGGUGCAACAUGGCGGCCUCUGUGGAAGAGGACCCGCUCCCUCUGUAGAUAUAAAGGCUGAUUCUAAGGUAACGAAAACACAACGAUUCUUAUUUUCAGGUGAUUAUGCACUGAUGAAAACAUACUUGUGAAUAUUAUAAUCCAUUUCUGCCGACAGAUCCACCUAAACGUUAACACACUGGACCUUUUUAAAUUAAUUAACUGCUUAAGCUGUAGAGUUUAGUUUGUGGAGCUUAAAACACUGAAAACGCAGCAACUCUUCUUUCCAAAAACAAGACCUGACUGUCAAACUGGCCAAAUAUCACCAGCUGCGAGCCAGAAAAGGUUGUGAUUUGGGUGAACUGACCGUUUAUGCGAUGAGUGGCGUGUAACCGAGCCCGGUUUCACCUGGAAGCCUGUCGUCACAGAUGUUGCCGGUUUGAGGAGAAGCGGAGCCGCGGCUCGGACUCGAUCGUGUCCGUGUGUCGACGCUUCGUUUAGUUUUUCCUCCCGAGGACGAUCGCUGCUCUGACUCGGGCGGACUUUCCCCACAGUCUCGUACCCGCUGCCGCUCCUGUAACGCAGAUUUGGACGUGUUUGACGGUCAAUGCGUCAACACGCUUUUCAACCAGGUGCCUUUUGAGAUCCGGCAGUCUGUGGAAAACCAGCAACAGCCCGUCGCUGCUUCGCUACUUCUUCUGUGGUUGUCUGUGUGUUGCGGCGCUCGCUGAAACGGCUAGCCUGGCUCCGGUAACAUGAUCGGCUUAGCAGCGCCUCUAAAGCUCGCUGAUUAACAGUCGGCACGUAACUUCCCAUAAAACCACACGCUGUCGUUUUGUACGGAUUUAUUUUGUCGUACUUUUGGUACCUGCUUUGUUUUCUAUAGAUAUUUUUUAGUUUUGAUAAAUACUCAUUACUGACGUCGUUUCUUUAAUACAUCUUACCUAUGAUUGAGAAACAUGAUAUUCUCUCACACACACACACACACACACACACUAAACUGCUAUAACAGCCGACAUGUCAAGUCUCACACUUUACCUGUCAGACUCGUAUUUUAAUGUCUUUAUCCUCUGUGAUGUGGAAAAACGUCAGAUUUUGACACCGUCAAGAGAAAUGACGAGUACGCGUCCUGCUCAGAGCUGAGUUAAAUAAUCCCAGCGCGCUGACAAAGUGCUGGUUCUGAUUAUCAGCGUUUAGGGGGGGCAGCCCUAUCUAGUAGGUGGAUUUUGUUACCGUCGGACAGAGCCGGGCUAGCUGUUUCCCCGUUUCCGAUCUUUAUGCUAAGCUAAGCUAACCAUCAGCGGGCGGUAGCUUCAUAUUUACCGUACAGACACGGGAGUGGUAUCAAUCCGAACAUCCUCGAACUAUCACUAUCCCUUUAACCCGCUCAAACUAAAGGACCACGUUUGCAUUCAAAUCAGAAGUAUUGAUUUGUCUCUUUUGGACUGUCCGGCAGGCGUUCAGGGAUCAGUGCGAGUUCACCGGCAGGUCGAAGCUGCAGUCGCUCGGUUCUCACGGCAGCUUUUGUGUUUUGUAACACUUUUCAAGGAGCGUUUCAUUGAUUAAAGCUGCCGCUGAACGCUGUUGAGUCACGGUCGUUGAUACCAGGGAGUAUUUAAGUCGAGAGACGGCCUCGUGCGGCACGCAGCGGUGGCCGAACACACGCUGUCAUCUUUGUUUUCGUUGCAGCUGAGUGUAAACGGAAAGCUUGUACGUUUGUUUGGGUUCAGACGUCCUGUCUGCUCCUCCGGGUGUAAGCGCUAAGUGGAUUUACAUUGAAUAAAAAUCUUUAGUUUUUCUGGAGCUCAUAAGCAGAUAUGGAUGUUUUUAAUUCACAUUAUAUCUGAAUUACUUCUCUGUCAUGUCAGAUGGCCAGAUAAAUUGAAGCUCGUGUAAUAAAUUCAUGUAAAAACAUAA